AUACCCUCAAGGUCACAAGCAAAACUACCGGUAGCAGCCGCGGAGUUGGGCAGUUACCCGCUCGGAAGUCGCCGCGACGAGCUGCUGGAUUUUGACUUGCUACCAAAAAUCGAAACGGACCAACCAAGCUGCCGCAAAACCCCUCGUCCGCGGCUUCGCGUCGGCCGCCGACACCGCCGCCGUGCCUCUCGCGCCCACGCCGCCGAUGCGAUCAGCACCGCUAGCCAGAUCCAGGCGCCUGUAGAAGCUUCAGCCGUCGCCGUCCCAUGGGGGACUGCGCCGUCGAGGACGGGCGCGGAAACCCGCACCCGAAGGAAGAGGAGGGGGAGCCGCCGGUGGCAGCCGCGGAGCUCGAUGAGCGGACGAGAGAGCCUCGGGAGGAGGCUAGCGGGCAGCGGAAGAAGGCGGGAGGGAUCCGCAGGGAGCCGUCGUUCUCGCGGUGGUGCAGGGACCCGUCCGCCGCCGCCCCGUCCAAUGGCCUCGACGCUGCGGCAACCAGCGACGGCGACGACUCCGAGGAGUUCGAGCUGCCGCUCCUGCCCUCCGCUGCCGGCGGCGGUGGCAACAGCAGCUUACCGAUGGACAUUGAGGCGGGGCUGGCGGCGAGAUCUGAGGGCCUGUCGAUCUCGCCGUGGUUGGUUGCGAAGGUCAUCGGGUUGAUUGCGAGUUGGUACACGCUGAGCACAUGCUUGACGCUGUACAACAAGGAAAUGCUGGGGAAGCACAUGUGGAAGUUCCCGGCUCCCUUCCUGAUGAACACGGUGCAUUUCACGAUGCAGGCCGUGGCGUCCAGGGCCAUCGUGUGGUUCCAGCGCCCUGGCCUGGAGGGAGGAGCCAGGAAAAUGACGUGGAAGGAUUACAGUUUACGAGUUGUCCCAACAGCUUUGGCUACCGCUCUUGAUAUAAACCUGAGCAACAUUUCACUUGUUUUCAUUACUGUGACAUUUGCAACAAUGUGCAAAUCUGCUGCUCCAAUUUUCAUUCUUCUGUUUGCUUUUAUGUUCAGGCUAGAGAAACCCAGCUUUAGCCUUCUUGGAAUCAUGCUGAUUGUUUCGUUUGGAGUUCUACUAACAGUUGCUAAAGAGACAGAAUUUAAUCUUUGGGGAUUUAUAUUUAUUAUGCUUGCUGCUGUUAUGUCUGGUUUCCGCUGGUCGAUGACCCAGAUUCUUCUCCAGAAAGAGGAAUACGGAUUAAAAAAUCCUUUUACCUUGAUGAGCCAUGUUACCCCAGUGAUGGCAAUAGUAACAGCAAUUAUUUCUAUUGCCAUGGAUCCAUGGCAUGAUUUCCGAGCAAGUCACUUUUUUGAUAGUACUGCUCAUAUAAUAAGGAGCAGCUUAUUGCUGCUUCUAGGUGGUGCUUUGGCCUUUUUUAUGGUUUUGACAGAAUAUGUUCUUGUUUCUGUGACUAGUGCUGUAACAGUGACCGUUGCAGGAAUCGUGAAGGAAGCUGUCACUAUUCUGGUUGCUGUGCUAUUCUUUAAUGACCCAUUUACCUGGUUAAAGGCGCUUGGGCUGGCAAUAAUAAUAUUUGGCGUCAGUCUAUUCAAUUUGUACAAAUGUAAGAGGUUCAAAAAAGGCCACCACAAUAAAGAUGCUGGAACAAAUAUUGAAUCUUCCAAUGGCACUUCAAAAUAUGUUAUCCUUGAUGAUGAUACUGAAGAUCAAGAUGAUACAGGCUGACUCAAUGUGGUAGAAAGCAGACUAUUAUAUGCCUGGUGGUUCCAGAGGAGCAAGAUAAUCUGUACCUGCACAAGGCAUUGAUACAAUCGUCUUACUUUCACAUGCUAACUGAUUUCAUAUUUGUGCUCUAAGAUUGCACGGGACUGUCAUGUAUGGACGUGGCAUUAACAGCCUUGUUGGGAAGACACAUUCAACGUGGAUCCGGUAUCAGUACAAAAGUUUUGGCCUUUCAAGAUAAAAGAAAUGGUGCAUAUAUAUGAGCGAGGAAUUGUGCAGUAUGUCCACGAUACCAACAGUUACAACUCGAAAUACAGCUAUGCACUUUUAGGCCCCGUUCAGUUUCGUGAUUUUGGGUUGAAAAGUUACUGUAGCACAGUUCGUUGUUACUUGACAAAUAAUGUCCAAUCAUGAACUAAUUAAGUUUAAAAGAUUCAUCUCGUGCUAAUCAGUUAGACUGUGUAAUUAGUUAUUUUUUUCAAUUACAUUUAAUGCUCCAUGCAUGUGUUCGAAAAUUCGAUGUAACAGUUACUGUAGCAACUUUUUGGGAAGUGGACGGAGCCUUAGUUUACUGGAAGAGGUGAGAGCUCAA
This is a messenger RNA of Panicum virgatum (switchgrass), 2268 nucleotides long. RefSeq names its product probable sugar phosphate/phosphate translocator At1g06470. Bases 267 to 1679 code for a protein of 470 amino acids. The transcript has 12 exons. Gene Ontology annotation, molecular function: antiporter activity. The record is from RefSeq and is a predicted model, not a curated record. Gene Ontology annotation, biological process: UDP-glucose transmembrane transport. Gene Ontology annotation, cellular component: cis-Golgi network; endoplasmic reticulum-Golgi intermediate compartment; Golgi apparatus. NCBI's taxonomy places the organism in Eukaryota, Viridiplantae, Streptophyta, Magnoliopsida, Poales, Poaceae.